Gadus morhua (Atlantic cod) is the source of this 2933-nucleotide messenger RNA. RefSeq names its product alkaline ceramidase 1 (gene acer1). Gene Ontology annotation, biological process: sphingosine biosynthetic process; ceramide catabolic process. Lineage: Eukaryota; Metazoa; Chordata; Actinopteri; Gadiformes; Gadidae. Gene Ontology annotation, cellular component: membrane; endoplasmic reticulum. The record is from RefSeq and is a predicted model, not a curated record. Gene Ontology annotation, molecular function: N-acylsphingosine amidohydrolase activity. The coding region runs from base 460 to 1296 and encodes 278 amino acids. The transcript is spliced from 7 exons.
CUCUCUCUCUCUCUCUCUCUCUCUCUCUCUCUCUCCUGUAUAUGUAUAUGCCAGUGGAUUCUAGAAGAUAAAACUCGUAAUUCAAUUCAACACUUUCCACACAGUUCGUGCGCACAAUACCACCAGAAGCAGUGGCCUCCGUUAGUGAAACACUCGUUAUGUUGAAGCGUCUAGAAGUUAAUGGAUACAUUUUAAAUCGAAUUCAAAUUGCGAAUUCAAAAACAUCCUCGAUUCAGAUUUCCAAACAUAAGAAGACGAAACCCCCAUUAAGGAAUGUGUCAUUCAUUCAUUGACCGGAGCGACUCGUUGGUAUUCCUGAUGACAGAGUGACAGAGUCAGAGUGACAGGCUCGACCCGUGCAACAGGAUCUGAGGAUACAUCUGCUCCACCUCUAAAUCCACCUGUUGUUCCGCUGGGAAUCAGUUGGAGUUGAGCUUUGGUUUGGACAGCGGCAGCAGCAUGGAAGAUAUUGUAGGUUCCCCCUGGAGUGAGAGGGUGUCUGGAGUGUUUGCCUAUGAGAGUUCAAAGGUCGACUGGUGUGAGGAGAACUACAGGCACUCUGAACAUGUGGUUGAGUACUUUAACACGGUGAGCAACCUGAUCUUCUUCAUCAUAUCUCCCAUGAUGCUGUACCUGCUGCACCCCUACGCGAGAGAGAGGCACCAGGCCGUUCACCUGGUGUGGCUCAUGAUGGUCUUCGUCGGAGUGUUCUCGCUCUACUUCCACAUGACUCUGAGCUUCCUGGGCCAGAUGCUGGACGAGCUGUCCAUCCUGUGGGUGCUGGCUCUGGGCUACGCCCUCUGGUUCCCUCGCAGGCGCUUCCCCUCCUUCAUCAAGGACAGAAGGAGCUUUGGGAGGUUGGUCCUGAUUAUCACGGCCCUCACCACAGUGUCGUCCUUCGUCAAGCCUACCGCCAAUGCCUACGUCCUCAACGUCUUUGGCCUCCAGCUGCUCUAUGUACUGCGGAUGGAAAUGAAACACUGUACUGACCCCAAGGCGCUGCGUCUGGCCAAGAGGAUGGUGGCUCUGUGGGUGCUGGCCAUCACCUGCUGGAUCAGCGACCGCUUCGGCUGUGCCUUCUGGCAGGAGCUCAACUUCUGCUACCUGCACGGGAUCUGGCACAUCCUGAUUGUGAUGGCUGUGGCCUACGGCACGACCCUCAUCGCCUUCCUAGACGCCAGCUAUGAGAUUCCCUAUUCCCUUCCUGGAAUACAGUACUGGCCAUGUGACCAGUGGGAAGUCGGAUUGCCCCACAUUGUACUAAAAGGCAACACCAAGUUGAGGAAAGAAUGCUAGCGAACCAAAUCUAAAAGAAGAAAAUGAGCUGCUGGAAAAACCUCAUGCAUGUUCCGUCAUUUUUUCCCAGUAUGUAACUGUUAUUAAAGGUGCUAUAGGUAUCGUACUCUAUGGUACAGUACUCUAUGGUACAGUACUCUAUUGGUACAGUACUCUAUUGGUACAGUACUCUAUGGUACAGUACUCUAUGGUACAGUACUCUAUUGCUAUCGUACUCUAUGGUACAGUACUCUAUUAGUACAGUACUCUAUGGUACAGUACUCUAUGGUAGAGUACUCUAUUGGUGUCGUACUCUAUUAGUACAGUACUCUAUUAGUACAGUACUCUAUGGUACAGUACUCUAUUGGUACAGUACUCUAUGGUACCGUACUCUAUUAGUACAGUACUCCAUUAGUACAGUUACUUAUCUAUGGUACAGUACUCUAUGGUACAGUACUCUAUUAGUACAGUACUCUAUGGUACAGUACUCUAUGGUACCGUACUCUAUUAUUACAGUACUCUAUGGUACCGUACUCUAGAGAGCUUACCGUUCUCCGUAAUAGUGUUUAAAAGAAAUAGCUGUCAAAGAAAAUGACCCCAUGGACAUUUUUUAUAUGCUUAAAGUGAAUGCAUUCAAUCUUUUUAACUCUUCACUUAUAUACCAUUGGGUAUUUUGGCAUUCAUUGGACUUUUUAACCGCAAUGAAAUAGUGAUAUUUGCUGUUUUUUAAAUGCAAGUAUUUUUUUAUAGAAUUACAAUUGUGUUAUAGAAUGGAAACCCAUUCCUAAUAACUGCAUGAUGUGUGUAUUGCAUUUAUAUUCAUUGCACUUUUACACUUUUAUAAUCAAUUUAAGCAUCUCCAAUGUUGUAUUACCUUGAAUGGAUCCAUUCUAUAUUUAUCAACUUUUUGGUAAAUAUAAGAAUAUUUAGUACAACUCACUUAAGCAAGUGCUGAGAUUCAAACUAGCAACAAUGUUAUUUGUCUUCCGUUUUCAUUGGCUCUUGCCAGACUUUAAAAAUGAUGGAGUUUGAUUACAGUGUUUGUAAACAUUAAGUCUGGGGUACCCUAACCCGACAUCUAACCAAACUAGUUCAGGAGAGAGGGGGUCCAUGUUGAGGGGUGAUAUGACCGGGCCGAGGGCAGAGGGCCGAGGGCCGAGGCCACUCGUCAGGGAGACAGUGGUGACUUUCUGCCCUGAAGCAGAGGCCAGAUCCGAUCAGACCACCAGGGCUGGAUGGUGACUCUCCAUCUCCCUCUCUCUGUCAAAACCAAGACAUUCAAUCACAACAGAUGCUACUUUCAUUUAACAUCAUCUGCAAUGGAAGCCGUGCGAUAUGCUACUUUAGGGUCAGGUGCAAUCAUUUCCACAUGAUUCGAGAUAUGCAGCAAUUGACCUAGUAGAUUAGUUUGAUUACCCAAAUUAAUUCAAACAAAUAAUGAUAUCAGCUGCCAAUGCUAAAUAACUGAUAGCAAAAAUAGUUGAGAGACACAAAUGUGUAUUUGAUUUUUGUGGAGGAAACAGAAAAUUAAAUAAUCAGUGUCUGCAUUCUUAUACUGUUUAUUAUUGUCAGUUCGACUCAAUAAAAAUGUAGAAUCCAUCUAUUUUAUUUUAUUUCAGUUCAUAAUAAAUUGUUAUCCCCCUACCGGCACAUUCAUA